Clunio marinus is the source of this 345-nucleotide messenger RNA. The record is from the annotation of a GenBank genome assembly. NCBI's taxonomy places the organism in Eukaryota, Metazoa, Arthropoda, Insecta, Diptera, Chironomidae.
AUGGUCAAGAGAAAACUUUAUUUUUGGAUAUUUUGUUUUGGGUUUUAUGAAAAUAUUUGCAAUUCUUGUGAGUCAUGUUCUCAGAUGAUGAUGAUGAUGAUGAUCAUGACAGAAUACAUCUCACGAUCUUAUCAGAACAAAUAUGAAUUGAAAUGGACAAAUACGUCGAGUUUGGUAUCCAGCAGCGGAACUGAAAUUUCAAAUGAUGCUUUACAAAAAUGCAAACACAACACCGUCGUCAUCGCCCAAUUGCCUCAUGGAGUGGCGAAAAAAAACCAACGUCUUAGCAUUGAAACAUCAAACAUGAUUUUCUCGUCGAUUUCCGCUUUCGUGUUAAGACUUUAA